UUUUAAUAUUUGAAAUCCGAUAUUAGAAUGUUUGAACGUUCGCGUGAAAUCGGUUUAUUCUUCGAUAUUCGAACGCAGAUGUUUUCAUAAUAAAAGCUCUUAAAAUUCUACGAGCAAUUUUUCUAGAUUUUGCAUAAAUAUCUAUGACUGAGAAUAAUAUUUUCGAGAUGGCGACUGAUAAAACUUCAAGCGAAAUUCCUGUCAUGUCGAAUGAUGACGAUACUCGAAUUAGAUUUCAAGUCAUAAAGUGGAAUGCCAUAGCUUCGUGGAAUUGGGUCACAGAAAUGGAAAUUUGUGCCAUUUGUCGAUGUAAAAUCUCGGAUUUAUGUAUCGAAUGCUUAGCUCAGAAAGAUGAUGAAGGUGAAGAAUGUCCCGUGGCUUGGGGAAGUUGCAAUCAUGCAUUUCAUUUCCAUUGCAUUUCGCGUUGGCUGAAGAAAAGACAAGUUUGUCCUUUAGAUAACAGAGAAUGGCACUUCCAAAAGUACGAGUGAUGAAGGUCUUUUAUUUAGAAAAGUGACAAUGUGUAUUGUAUGACAUUUUGUACAAAGACGAAAUUCGAA
Centruroides sculpturatus (bark scorpion) is the source of this 560-nucleotide messenger RNA. Its product is annotated as RING-box protein 1A-like. The transcript is spliced from 7 exons. The coding region runs from base 144 to 491 and encodes 115 amino acids. The record is from RefSeq and is a predicted model, not a curated record. Gene Ontology annotation, molecular function: zinc ion binding; cullin family protein binding; ubiquitin protein ligase activity. Gene Ontology annotation, cellular component: nucleus; cullin-RING ubiquitin ligase complex. NCBI's taxonomy places the organism in Eukaryota, Metazoa, Arthropoda, Arachnida, Scorpiones, Buthidae. Gene Ontology annotation, biological process: ubiquitin-dependent protein catabolic process; protein ubiquitination.